AUGUGCACUGAGGGAGUGACUGAAAUAUUGGGACCAUUUAUGAUCUUUUCCAUGGUCUUCUAUGUCCUGUUGUGCUCCCUAGGGAUCAUGGCUAAUGGCUUCAUUGUUGUGUUACUGGGAAAGGAGUGGGUUCUAUGCCACCGGCUGUCUCCCUGUGAUAUGAUCCUGAUCAGUGUGGGUGCCUCCCGCUUCUGCCUGCUGUGGCUUGGAAUGAUACACAACUUUUAUUUUUUUUUUCUACCACCAACAUAUUCCAAAGAGCCUUCCUGCCAGUACUUUGGGAUAUACUGGGAUUUUCUGAAUUCAGCCACAUUCUGGUUUGCCACUUGGCUUAGUGUCCUCUUCUGUGUGAAGAUUGCAAACUUCACUCACUCCAUUUUCUUUUGGCUGAAGUGGACAGUCAAGGAACUGGUACCCUGGUUCCUACUAGUCUCCCUGCUAAUCUCUUUCAUUGUUACCAUGCUGUAUUUUGUGGAGAAUAAUGCUUUGUACCAGGCAUUCUUGCAGGGGAAGUUCUCUGAGAACAUAACCUUAUAUGGCUUCUUUAGGAAUCUAGAAAUCCACUAUUUUUUUCCUUUGAAACUCAUUACUUUGUCUAUCCCCUGUUCUAUCUUUGUAGUCUCAACAGUUCUGCUGAUUACCUCUUUGAGGAGACACUCCUGGAGAAUGCAACAUGGUACCCACAGUACCCAGGAACUCAGUACUCAGGCUCACACCAGAGCUCUGAAGUGUCUGGUCUCCUUUCUAAUAUUUUACGCUCUUUCUUUUUUGUUUAUGAUCACAGAUGUUGUCCUUUCUGGCUUUGAGGAUACCUGGUUUUGGCCAUGGCAAAUUGUGAUUUAUCUGUGCUCAUCUAUUCAUCCCUUCAUCCUUAUCCUUGGCAACUCCCACCUAGAAGGGGCACUCAUGAAGCUUCUUCUUCAGCCUAAAACCUUCUGGAAUGACAAGAGGGUAUCAUCUCCUACCUAAGACAUGCACCUCUGUCUCCCAUACCAAAGAAAAGACUCUACUGAGAAGUAGGGCACAGCAUAUCCUGUGACCUCAAAGUUUUCAUCCUAUUGAAGUCUGGAUAGAAAUUAAACAUUUUCCUCAUUCAUUAUUCCUGUACUCAGAUAUUCAGAUGAAUCUGUGAUCUUAUGGAUAUAGGAGUGUCUGACUUCCAGUGAGGAAGUUGAUGCCUGUCUACACCUGCCCACCCUGCUUCCCUCUUGUUCUUCCUUGAGUUCACCAUAAGGAGUCUCCAGCCUGCAUAUUUGAGGCCUUCUUUUCUCGUGACAUUUGGACAUUAGAAU
Phascolarctos cinereus (koala) is the source of this 1292-nucleotide messenger RNA. Its product is annotated as taste receptor type 2 member 41-like. Gene Ontology annotation, molecular function: bitter taste receptor activity; G protein-coupled receptor activity. Gene Ontology annotation, cellular component: membrane. Gene Ontology annotation, biological process: G protein-coupled receptor signaling pathway; sensory perception of taste. The record is from RefSeq and is a predicted model, not a curated record. Lineage: Eukaryota; Metazoa; Chordata; Mammalia; Diprotodontia; Phascolarctidae.